CCAUCCUCUUCUGAAUUGUGAGUUCUCAAGCAUCACCCGCCGGCCUUCCAAUGCAAGAGCAGAGCCGCAACCGCCGGCCGAGCUCGACGCACCACGGCGGUGGAUGCGACGCCACACUCCCGGCCUUCUCGCCGUCAAGCUCCUCCACGCCUCGUCGCUUCUCAGACCCCCGUCCCUCCUCGCCCCCCGCGCGUCCUUGUUCCACCAUGCGCCGAACAACGCCCACCACCUGCUCGACGAGACGCCGCACGGGAGGGCGGCUUCCAUCGUACGUGCCAUCAAGUCCGUCUCCUCCUCCUCGGGUGACACGGACCGCGUCCCAUGCCUCCACUGCGCGUCCCUCAAGUCGGGCGCCGUGCUUGACCCGCCCGUGCGCACGUCCCUGCUCGCGGCGUACGCCAGGGCCGGGCGCGGCGCGGGAGCGGGAGCCGCCUUGGCGCUCUUCCGCGAGGCCGUUGCGCCCGACGUGAUCCUGUGGAACGCGGCCAUCGGCGCCCUGACGAUGAGCUGCCGGUACGACGACGCCACGGCUCUGUUCCGGCGGAUGGCACGGGAGCUUGGGGAGUUCGAUUCCACCACCGUGGUCGUCAUGCUGUCGGGGGCGUCUCGUGCAGGUAACCUUCGGCGUGGGAUGGAGCUUCAUGGCAUGGCGGCCAAGAUGUGCCUCGGUGCUCAUUGUCUCAGCGUGUGGAACGCUCUUGUUGACAUGUAUGCGAAGUGUGGUGAUUUUGACUCUGCAGAGGUUGUCUUCCAGAGCAUGCCGUGCCGGGACACCACCUCAUGGAACUCUGUCAUAAGUGGAAGCAUUUUUAAUGGGCUUGCUGAGGUUGCAGCAUGGUACUUCAGGGAAAUGAGAUGCUCCAUCUUCCAGCCAGAUGAGGUGAGCCUCUCUUCGGUCCUCUCAGCCUGUUCUCGUCUGGAUGAUCUCUUCUCCUUUGGGGAGUCUGUGCAUAGCUGUGUGGUCAAACUCGGUUAUGAGGAGACUGCAUCUUGCUCGGUAGCGAAUUCUCUCAUGACGUUCUACUCUGAGUUUGGAAUACCAGAGGCUGCAGAGAAGGUAUUUGCCAGUAAUUUGAACAGGAAUUUGGUAUCAUGGAAUGCUAUGAUCAAGGGGCUAGUCCGGAAUGAAAGAGUAACCGAAGCCCUUGCUGUUUUGAGGGAAAUGAGAUCGGAGAACCAGCCAGAUGUUGCCACUUUGGUGACCAUAAUUUCAGGUUGUGGUUAUCAAGAUCUACUUUUUGAAGGGAAAGCUCUCCAUGGAUACAUAAUCAGAAAAGGACUUCUUCAUGAGUCUUCCGUAGGAAAUAGCUUACUUGAUCUGUAUUUGAAAUGUGAUGAACCAACUAGUGCAAGCCUGCUGUUUAGGACAAUGCCAAGAAGAGACCUGAUAUCAUGGAACACAAUGAUAUCUGGUUACUCAAGAAAUGAUCUGCUGCAUGAAGAGGCUCGAUCAGUGCUCAAAGGAUUACUUUCUGAGGGUUUAUGCUGCAGCUUGACCACUAUGCUAGCUGUCAUACCUUCAUGCUCUACUCCAGAAGAACUUAGCUUUGGCCAAGCACUACACUCUUUCAGCCUGAAGUGUGGAUUUACAUGCAAUGAAGUUUCAGCUGUUAAUGCUUUGAUGCACAUGUAUAUGAGCUGUGGUGAUCCACUGGCCGCCUUUUCGCUUAUUGAAAGAAUAAUACCGGUAUCAGAUAUCGUUUCCUGGAAUACGAUCAUGGUUGGCUGUCUUCAAAAUGGACUUGACAAAGAUGCAUUGGAAGCCUUCCGGUUCAUGUAUUGUUCUUUGGCCAUAAACCCUGACAGUAUUACGUUAGUUAGUGCCUUAUCAGCAUGUGGAAAUCUUAAUCUGCUAGCACUAGGGAAAUCCAUUCACUCCAUGAUACUGAAGCACUUGUUUGCUUCCAAUUUGAGGGUGCAGAAUUCAUUAUUGACCAUGUAUUUCCGCUUUGGAGAUACCACAAGUGCUGAGUUAGUCUUUUAUAGCAUGGUAGACACAAAUUUGUGCUCCUGGAAUUGUAUGAUCUCUGGUUUCGCACAGAAUAACAACGGCUGGAGAGCAUUGCAGUUCUAUCAGAAGAUGGAGGAUUUUGCACCUAAUGAAAUAUCUCUAGUCGGUAUCAUCUGUGCUUGCACACAGCUUGGUGAUUAUAGACAAGGAAAGAGCAUACACGGGCAUGUGGUCAGGUCUGGUCUGGACAAUAAUGUUUUUAUUUCAGCAUCACUUGUUGAUAUGUAUUGCAAGUGUGGGAGACUGGACAUUGCUGUCAGAGUAUUUGAAGCUUCUGGCGAAAAAUCAAUUGCUGGGUGGAACUCCAUGAUAUCAGCUUUUGGGUUCCAUGGCCAUGGGUUGAAAUCUAUUGAACGUUUCUGGAAGAUGAAUGAUUCUGGAAUGAAAGCCACGAAAAGCACUUUUAUUGCUCUAUUGUCAGCUUGCAGUCACUCUGGACUUGUUGAUGAAGGGUGGAAGUAUUAUCGCCUUAUGUCAGAAAAGUUUGGGAUCACGCCAGCCCCAGAACACCAUGUUUGCAUUGUAGACAUGCUUGGGCGAGCUGGUCGGCUGGAGGAAGCACACAAAUUUGUGGAGAGCUUGCCGUCUCAACAAGCACACGGAGUUUGGGGUGCACUGUUAAAUGCUUGCAGUAGCAGGAGUGAACUCGAGAUGGGCGAAUCCAUUGCCAAGCAUCUGCUCCAUUUGGAGCCUGGAAAUAGCGGUUAUUAUGUGACUAUUUCAAACCUUUAUGCAUACAGAGACAUGUGGAGCGGUGCAGUCCAAGUUAGGAGCGUUUUGCAAGAUAAAGGGUUGGUGAAGCCCCAUGGUCAUAGUAUUGUUGGUUAAGCGGUGGAUCAUAAACUAUAGAAGCCAUACAGUAUCAAAAGUCACCACAAAUGUCUGUUAACUUCCCAAGUUCUUCUUACAAGCUGUUUCAACUGUGAGUUGCAACACUGGUAUCUUAUUCGAGCUAUUUGUGGAAGCAAAAGUUAAAGGAAAAACUCGACACCGAGUUUGUUGCAUCACGAGUUGAAAAUACUGCCUGAACAAUUGAACAUAAUUUGUUAAAGAGUGCCUUGCUCCAAGAUAGUGCCCUCCCAUUCUUCAGCACCAGCUUCAGAGGCAGUUCUGGACGGUGUUUGGGCGAAGAAGAUGAAGAGUAGAGAAGAACGGAGAUGGGUGGCGGCGAAGACGGAAGACAUGAAGUAGAACACUGGCUAGCGGCCGAUGCCACUUGCGGCUUGCCCCUGCCAACGCCAAAGCUGCUGGCUGCUCACGCGCCGGUCGUCAUUCCUGGCACCUCCGUGGACCACGAGGCCACGAGGGCACCACACAGGCACAACUGCAUGCAUGCCUCCUCAUGUCAUGCUCCAAGGAAAGGAAGAAGACAGUUAUCAAAAAGAAAAAAGAAAAAAAAAAGGAAAGGAAGCAGACAGACUGAGAUGAGCGAAAGGAAGGAAAGGAAGCGUGGUGGUUAGCU
Messenger RNA from Sorghum bicolor (sorghum), 3473 nucleotides. RefSeq names its product pentatricopeptide repeat-containing protein At4g19220, mitochondrial-like. The record is from RefSeq and is a predicted model, not a curated record. Gene Ontology annotation, biological process: RNA modification. Gene Ontology annotation, molecular function: protein binding; RNA binding. NCBI's taxonomy places the organism in Eukaryota, Viridiplantae, Streptophyta, Magnoliopsida, Poales, Poaceae. The transcript has 2 exons. Bases 104 to 2839 code for a protein of 911 amino acids.